Molecule: messenger RNA, 1019 nt
Organism: Rubroshorea leprosula
Lineage: Eukaryota; Viridiplantae; Streptophyta; Magnoliopsida; Malvales; Dipterocarpaceae
Source: the annotation of a GenBank genome assembly
GUCUCACCGUUUUCCUCCUCUUCAGCCGAGUAGAGUAAAUGGCAAUGGAAUUCCCUGCUGAAUUAACAGAGAAGGUGGACAGAGAGCUAUGCUAGAUGAGCAAGCACCAGAGAAGAAGAACAAGAGGAACGGUUCUGCAUGUUCAAUUUUUGAGCUUGUGGAUUAAACAAGAGGAAGGAGAAGAUGAUAGAGAAGCUGCUGCUGUAUAAGAGUUGGAGAACUCGAAGAAAUCCUAGGGAUUCUACCAGGAAUGGUAUUGGGCCUUGUGAGGUAAGCAUAGAUUAUGACUCUGGCUAUAAGUCAGCGCUGGAUUAAAGCUGAGACUACAUGUUGGACAUGUAGAUAUGGCUUUGGAAAGUUUUAUUUGAUGCAAGUAACUGUGUUAUUCUGCUGUGAUUUAAUAUUGAAUUGUCUUGCUAUAUCUAAAGUACAAGCAUGACAGUGCAUAGAGUGCUGUUUAUAUGAGCUAGGUAGAACCCAGUAGUUGGACUGGGAGUAUGAAGAGGGAUAUUUAGAUCCAUUGUGCAGUAGGAAGAACCAUUGGUUGGACCAUUGGUAUGGUGGGAUGUACUCCCACAAGGAAAAAUUCAUGGAUAAGAACUUGCAUUCAUCUGUAUGUUGAACAAGCAUAAGGCUGCCUGUUAUUAUCUUAUGUUUAUUUAUGACACCGAUGAAACUGUUCAGUAGUGAUGAGCAGUGUUUGAUGGAACUGAUUCUGUGCUUCCUGAGGCUUCAUAGCUCAUGGUGUAUUGUUCACCCUGUUUCUGGUUAGCUAGUGACAACAAUUUUUGGGAGACUGAGAGUUUCCUAUGAUUGCUGGUAGUGAACAAGCUUUUCAGGCUUGUUGAGGUAACUUGUAUCUGCCCAAAACUGAAUCCUGGCUCAAUGUUUUGUAAAAGAACUUUGCAUUAUUAGAAUAUGUUUUGUUUACCAAAUGGGGCAUCAAGUGAUUAAGAGCUGAGUUUUAAUCUAGUUUAUUAUGAUAGAAUUUACUGUAUAAAUAAAAGUUACAACUCAAC